GCACUUUCUGUCUCUCCCCGCAGUCCAUUUUCGAUCGGAGGAAAAGCAUUGACCGCAACAGGAAAAAAUCUACAAGUGCGAGAAAAAUCGUGCUUUUCGAGGAAACUGUUCUGUUAGAGACUCGUUGUUAAACUAAAUAAAAAUGCUAGACAUGGAAAAUAUCAAACUGCCAAAGCUGGAAAAUGAUCAAAAGUCUUACGCGGGCAUUCCGGAGGCCGUGUUUGUGGAAGAUGUUGAGGCCUACAUGAAACAGUCCGGAAGUGAAGAAAACGUCGAAAAAGUGCUGAAAAGUCUUGACGAACAGCACAGCAAAUACAAGUUCAUGGAAUUCAACAUUAUUUCAAGGAAGCGGCGCCUACGACAGCAGAUUCCGGAUUUAGCUAAAAGCCUGGAAAUGAUCAAGAUCCUCAAAAACCAAUCCGAGGAACAAGAAACGCAGUUUCUCCUAAGUGAGCAGGUGUUCGUUAAAACUCGUGUGCCCCCGACGAAAACGGUCUGCCUCUGGCUAGGAGCAAACGUGAUGCUCGAAUAUCCAUUGGAUGAGGCCGAGGAGCUACUGCGACAAAACAAGCAUUCGGCCGAAGUCAAUCUGAAGUGCCUGGAGCACGAUCAGGACUUCCUGCGGGACCAAAUUACUACGACCGAGGUGAACAUGGCACGCGUCCACAAUUAUGACGUGAAAAAACGGCAAGCCAAGAAGGUGGCCGAGGAAAAGUAAGGUACUUUAACGACGGGAGAUUUUCGGUUGAUUAACAUUAUGUGCUGAAUUCUGAGUAAAAGAAGCACAGCGCACCAACUACAACUUUUAAGAUUGAAUCAAUUACGAUCUAAUAAAAUUUAUUAACAUGGAAUAUUUGAAA
This is a messenger RNA of Armigeres subalbatus, 860 nucleotides long. RefSeq names its product prefoldin subunit 3 (gene mgr). Gene Ontology annotation, cellular component: cytoplasm; prefoldin complex. The record is from RefSeq and is a predicted model, not a curated record. The transcript is spliced from 2 exons. Lineage: Eukaryota; Metazoa; Arthropoda; Insecta; Diptera; Culicidae. Gene Ontology annotation, molecular function: tubulin binding. The coding region runs from base 143 to 718 and encodes 191 amino acids. Gene Ontology annotation, biological process: protein folding; microtubule-based process; tubulin complex assembly.